This is a messenger RNA of Plasmodium coatneyi, 6969 nucleotides long. RefSeq lists its product as uncharacterized. The coding region runs from base 1 to 6969 and encodes 2322 amino acids. Gene Ontology annotation, biological process: endoplasmic reticulum to Golgi vesicle-mediated transport; protein localization to phagophore assembly site. Gene Ontology annotation, cellular component: phagophore assembly site; TRAPPIII protein complex; cytoplasmic vesicle. The transcript has 2 exons. The record is from RefSeq and is a predicted model, not a curated record. Lineage: Eukaryota; Apicomplexa; Aconoidasida; Haemosporida; Plasmodiidae.
AUGGCCAAACGCAUCGAGGCGGAAAUAAAAAACAUAAUCGGGGACAUCUACGUGUCAACGAUCCUCCUUAGCAGCAGUAGAAUUGCGAAGCGAGAAGUGGCCCUGUUUCUGGGCAUUAGCCUGAACGACCUGUUCCAGCCAUUCGGAUGCUUCAACCACUUAUUGAAUGAAAAGAACGAACAAGUGGACCUAACCCUCAGUGGAGCAGUAAGCAUAAAUUACCUAAACAAAAAUAAUGUAAUCUGCCAAAAGGUAGUUGAAUACCAUAAGAUUAAGCUGCAAUUUGUUAACCUGGAAGAAUACAUAGAUGUAAAAUUGGAUUCUUUGGAUCGACUUUUAAUUGAUUCCAUUUCGCAUAAUGAGCCGGAUUACAGCGACAUAUACAACGAAGGAAACUUAAGUGCCUAUUUCGCGAAAAAUAAUCAGGACAGUUCCAAGCAAAGUGAGGACCAUUUCAACUACCUAUGUGCCAACUCGAAUGCGUUAGCAGCUAAUGUGAAGAAGGAAGUUUUGAGGAAGCCCACGGGGGGGGCGUUCCCCUCUCACAGUGUGUACAGCGAAAGGGUGGGAGAAGCAAAUGGAGGGGGAAUACCCUUUUCUCUUCCACACACAUUACAUGGUCCAUCUGCUCCAUUUGGUACGUCCCCACUUGGACAGUUCCUAGGGAGAAAGGAAUCCCUAUCGAAUGUGCACAAAUAUAACGCCUUCUUCUUGCCAUGGUUUAGGACCUACUUUAAGACGGCCUGGAAGUACACCCACAUGUUUAGCGAAAGCUCCUGUACCCCCUUAGGCCUCAUCUAUAUAGGCAGCACCAGGGAUGAAAACGUAAUUGAUACAUACAAAAGUAUGAUGCAGAAGGAUUUAAAAAAGGAAAACGUGAACAUACAUGCGAACAUUCCCAAGUGCAUAAUUCUUCUGCACAUCUCGAGCAACCACGAGGAUGACAUAGAAACGGAUGUGCAGAAACUUUUUGUAAAAAUUCAAUCCACCUUUUCCAACUUCAAGUGCCAUUUACUUAUUAUAAAGGUGCAUCGAUUUUUGAAUAACUGCCUAGGAGGAGCGGCGAAAAUUGCCCCCGCGGUGGACACGAAUAAGGGGGAACACAUAAACGGUGUUGAGUCCCUCUCGAGUGUGAAACGCCCCUCUGAUGAGCUACCCAAGGGAGGAAUAACCCAGGUGGGUAGCUCCUACGAAGGGAACCCCCCCACCCAGCAGCUGUACUCCAAGGAAAGCGUCCUAGGAGAUGAACGCUUAUUGUCCUACACGGAAAUUAACUCACUAAGGAGGAACAAAAACAAGUUGCAUCCACAAAAGAAUUCACACCAUCUGCGGUUAAGCAGCAUACAGGAGCUGUACGCCGAUAACCUGGGUAGCCAUUUUAGUGACUCCCCCCAGGAUGGAAUAAAAGCAGCCACAAGCAGCAUCGAAAUUGAAGAAAUGAAAAAAGUGAAGACAAACUUUGCCAACAAAAUGGGUUCUAUUUAUGAGUACAUUUUUUCAGAUCAAAUUAUUUACAUCAGUAAGAAGGACCCCCUCCAUUUGGACGAAGCUUAUUUCUGCUGCUGUCUGGACCACGUAGAUAUUGUUUCGCUAAAAAUGUUUUUUCAUAACUUCGUGCAGAUCUGUGUCAUUCCCUAUAUCAACACAAUUACCUACGAUAUUAACCACCUCAUUCUGAGGAAUAGAAAAACCCUGCGAAAUCAGUUGAAGUUCAUGUGGAAGAGAACAAAGAUGAAUUUUAGUUCAACCGAUGCUGCUUUGAUGGUCGCUGAACAGACAGGUAGUGCUUUUCUCAACGUCGCGCAGAAUGUACUCUCACCGAGCAGUGACGCUAUAGGUGGAGGUAACGCUCUUCCUGGGAAGUACGCUCUGGAGGAAGAGAAAGCUGCCCUUGGGGAUGAUCAGCAGAUAAGCAUUCCAACGGAGUUUGCCUCCUUGCAAAAGAGCGCAAGUGGGGAUUCGGCGAAGAUGGGGGGUGGCCCCGACAUGCUCCCCACCAACGCAGGUAACACCACCAAGACAGUUAACACAGUUGACACGGUUAACACUGCUAACACGGUUAAUGCGCUUGGCACGGUUGACGGGGUUAACGUGGGCGAUGCGAAGCACUACAAGAAGGAGCCCCUGGAGCGGCUCUACAAAACGCUCAGCGACGUGUACUUCAUCCUGGGGGAGUACGAACUGGCCUACAGCACCCUAAAAUUUUGCAUCAACGAAUUUAAGCAUGAAAAGUUAUAUUUCUACUUGGGGAAUAUUUACAAACUUAUAAGUCUUUCCAUUUUUAACAUGGACAGCCAAGUGAAUAAGAAGGAUGCCCUAUACUACCUGGACCUCAGCUACCAGAUGUUCUCAAAAUGUCAGCAUUUAAACUACAUGUUCAUAUGCGCCAUAUUAAAUUACUACUUAUCCCUGAUUCAUGAUGAGAAAAACGAGGCAUCCGUAAACAUUUUAAUUAACGCCAAUGUGGAUUUUACCUACCUGGACGAGAAACCCAUUGAGGAGAGCAGACCCGUGGGGGAGAGUAGGCCCACCAAACUGUCCUUCCAAAUUAACAACAUAAGGUCCGGACUCCUCCUAGAGCAAAUAACUUACAGCUACAAGAAAAGGAAAAAAAAAAAAAAAAAAAGUGGACAAUCUUCUCACGCAAUGGGCAACUAUACCCCACGGGAUGAACCAUCCACGAAUUCAAUUCAUAAGGGUGCUAAUGUGGGGGGUUCUCAACCGGGCAUCGCUACGAUGGGGGAGAACCACCUGAUGAACAGGCAGGAUGAACAUGCACAUAAUCGUCUGAGCGAAGGUAACAUAUCUUUGGGGGGCGCAUCGCAGGAGGGAAAUCAAUCACCUCAUCCCCCGUUUGGACAAAGUUAUAAUGGGCACCACUACGAAGGGAACGAAAACCAAAGUGGAAAAACCCACCAGCGAAUACAAACCGUAGAGACGUUCACCAGCUCAGACGAUUAUGAGGAGGAAAAUCACCAAAGUGCGAUUCGACCCAAUCGCAGUGUAGAAAACGCCCUCCUGCCAGAUAACCUGGACGAAAAAAGUGUGCAAAAAAAAAACGACUACAAGUGUAGAAAGUACCUAUUCGAAAUGACCCUAGCAGGACACACAUUCAACAAAUGUGGGUUCAAGAAGUUGGCCCUCUUUUGCUACUCAAAGGUGCUAAAGAAAUAUGAAAAAAAAAAAAUGAAGCACAUUUAUGAGCAUUUGCAUUUUAUGAUGGCUAGACAAGCAUUCAGUAUCAACUUGUACUACGAGGCACUCAACCACUACAUCUGCAUCUUGAAUUCCAUCUCGAAGAGCUUCGAACAGUCCUACGUGCUAAACGGACACGUGGACAUUUACUGCGCCUCGCCGGACAAGGAGAUUAACUUCAUUAGGGAGUUCGCCUACGUGUACAAAAUUUAUGUUGACCGAGUUUUGAACAGAUUCUUCAGGCGGAUGAGGGAUAGGGAUAUGCAUGUAGAAACGCAGGACAACAAUCAAUUGGAUCCGGUGGACGCCUCGACAAGCGAACCAAAGCAAACAUCACACAACGAUGCUGUUUCCCAAAACAGGCUAAACCGAAUGCUGUACUUCCAGGAGGACAACGAGGAGAACAUAAUAAAACCCCUCAACCUCCGCAUCCCCCUCCUGCACAUAAGGGACGACGAAGGCUCCUUCCUAAAUUCCAUUUAUGUAACCAAAACGAACAUCUAUACGUAUCAAAGUAGAAUCCAUACUAACUUCUACAACAUCAUCAAGGGGUGCCUCUUCCAAAUGAACAAAUAUGACACGACAAUUGACGACCUGUUCACCAUCAUGGCCAAGGAGUUUAACGAUUUAUCGUUAUCCAACUUGCACGAACUGAAUUAUCUGCACUUCACAUACAAGAAGUUUAUUAAUUGCCUUUUCAACGAUUCCAUUGCGUGUUCUUCAGCCGAGUUUCCCAUUUCUGACGGUGCAGGGGGUGGGGGGGCUACUCCCUUUACCGAAGGGAAGACGGAAAACAACUGUCCAUCCAAUCCAGGGGACGCAGUCAUCAAGUCGAUCAAUGUGACCCCAUUCCUAAGCUCGAACAGUAGAGAAUGCUUCACCACGUAUAUCCACCAACUGAAGAGAAAAUUCACCAACUGCCUCCCCCUUAUGCAGUCUAUAAGAGGGAAGAAUAUAUACCAGGGGUCAACAACGAAAGAGGAAACUAUCGUAAACACCAAGUUCGUUCAGUACGCCUCCAAGGGGGAGUUCAUAUUUGUCACUUUUAAGUUAGUGAAUCCUCUGCACACGAAGGUGGAAUGUCAGGGCGCUCACAUCUGCGCGCAUUACCAUAACGAAAGCAUGAAUAGCGACAUCGAGGUUGAGAAGAGGGUAAUCAUUUUGGAGGCCAGGGAGACCAGGGUCUUCACUUUAUUCCUGCGCCCGCAGAAGAGGGGCUUGCUGUUCAUUUCGGGAAUAACGUGGCACCUGUUCGGCCUCGUCAAGGUACACCAGAAUUUCUUCACACACGGCAUGAAGAAGCUAAACAAAAAGUUCGACCGCAUGCACACUAUCAAGUACGACGAAGUGUACAACUGCGAUGGAAAGGAGGACAAGAAGCAAAGUUUAAAGCGGCUCAACAAGGAAAUUAACUCAUACACGUGGUCUACAAACAUAGGGAUGCCAGAAGGGAACAGCGCAGAAAAAAUGAAGCACUACGACGUAGACAACAGACUCCUCCUCUACAUCUACGACAACACAUAUCAUUUCUCCUUCCAAUUUGAAAACAUCCAUUCGGGGGAAAAGCGAAACGUGAGCAACUACGAGGUAGAUUUUGUUGAGCUUCUGGAAGGGGAACAAUUCGAGAUGGUCCUAAAAGCCGUUAACCAUUCAACCAUGCCAGUCAACUACCUAAGUUUCUGCAUAACCCCGUCUAGCCUUUUUAACUGCUAUAAGGUUAUAUAUAAUGAAGAGGAGUACCUCCUUGGGGAACCUCCAAAUGUGCAACGUAUGUCACACCAUGAUCAGGGAAAGGGUGAACGCACGUGUAGGGGGGUUCCCCACGGGGCAAACGCCCAAGUGGAGGGGGAGGAAAAAUUUCACCAAAAUGAACCUAACUCAAAGAGGAAACGCCUGUCCAUAGUUGCCGACAUGUAUUCUGAAGAGGCACUACGUGAAGACACCAAUGUGUUUAGGCAAAAAUUUAAAAACAAACAAAUUCAGCAUGUAAAAAUCAGUGGACAUAUCUCCCCAAAUGACGUUUUUUACCUGCACGUUCAGGUAAAAUCCAACUGUACGGGCAUGCACAAAUGUAUGAUAACAGCUUUGUGCAAACAUAAAAAUGAAGCGAUCAAAGUGGGAGAUGACAUGCACAUGAAGAAGAAAAAAGAAAGUUGCCUAACUUAUCCAGAAAUGUUUGUCGACAAGAAGGAAAAAUGUUUUUUAUUUCUAAGGCUGCUGCAUGUCGUUCCGCUGGUCAAGCUAAGUACAUACCUCCUUAACCCCUGCCAUGGCUCAAAUUCGUUCAUUUAUUUCUUCAUUCACAACUUGUGCAGGAGUGAUAUUUACAUGCACAACAUACUUUUGGAGCGUGAGAAAGGGCUGCAUUCUCACACCAAUGAAAAUGAUCCCCCCAAAAAAAGUGCAGACGUGCCUGCCAGUUCAAGCUUCACAAAAUUAAUUACAGUACACGCGUCCGAUUUUGUUUACCUGAGGAAAGGAGAAAAAUCCACGGCACUUCUCUGCGCCAAGGAGGCCCCUCCAAACGUAGCAGUGAACGUGUCGCGAAACUCCCCCCAGAAUGCAGCCCCUAUCGCUGUCCACAUGAACUGGAUCGUGAAGGAUGGAACACACAUGCGUAAGGGAUCCAUGAAGAAGGAAGUCCACUUCCCCACCGAUAUAGUAACCCUCUCAGUGGACCAAACCAACAGAGACAUUUACCUGAACAACCAAAAGGAAAUAAAUUUUAAAAUAGCAAUCAACAUUCAGAACAAUUCAGGAGAAGACCUUACCAAUUUUUACGUGCAAGCUCAAGAGGUGGAUUCCAUGAAUUCCGCCCUCUCCAUGGACUGUUACGACAGUGAAGAGGGACACCAGUUGGAAGUUCCCAUGUUGGACGUUCCCCAGGUGGGUGCCGAUUGGGGGGAGGAACCUCCAGGACAGAUCGAAUAUCCACACAAGGAUGAUCUGCCAGAGGAGGUUAAGAAGGAACUCACCUCGGUAAGCAGUAUCAGCGUGAACCCCCCUCCCCUGGGGGAUGAUAUGAACAUACCGAGCUGUGCAAAUGAGUUGGAGACCGUCCAAACCAACCACGUGUUGGAAUACAACAACCCAUGUGAUGGGGUCUCCCCCCAAUGUAGCAUGGACGAACCGGAAGGACAGGCGAGUGUCCCCCAUUUCUCCUACCAGUCUACGCUUAACGAUGAGAUAAGUAUUGCACAGAACAGCGUGAAGAGGAAAAUCAAGUUGUCCAGUUACAACCCCAUAAGUGCAAGCUACCAAUGGGAUGGUAACUUUGAGGUAAGCAUGUCGACGGGGUUACUUGGAACUGGCUGUCUCCCCGAUGAGGUGAAUGGGGAGAACGCACCUAUCCGUGAGAAGCAGAACAUAAUAUUAGAUGCAGCCAACUCGAUGGAAAAAGGAAACCUCCGCACCGAUAAAAUGACCAGGAAGUUCCACCAAACCGUAAGGGACAACACAUAUAUCCACAACAACCACAGCGCAGACGCUAACCAAUGCACCCCACUAAGCAGAAACCUCACACUAGCAAAUGUCGCAAACCAGAAAGACACAGGAAGAAGGGCCCUUUCAUUAAGCGGCUUUCUCUUCAUGGGAAUUGUCCAACGGUAUAUAAAAAGAUUGAAAAAGGGGCAAAGCAAAAAGUUAUAUUUUAAUGUUCUCUUCACUCGAGAGGGCAUCUACAACAUAAAUAAAUUUCACGUCAUUUUCGACCUGCACAAUCAGACCUUCAUGGUACAGCCGCUUAAUCAGUUAAUUGUGCAGGUGCACCGGUGA